AAGCAACCCCUUAGCCGUCCCAUUUCUGCGGAGUUAUCCUUCGCCUUCUCAAACUCCAAUGCUUUCUGCGAUCUUCAUCCGAAUCCAGACUCAAAUUUAUAUAAUAAUCUCCACCCCAAUCUGAAACUACUAUACGUACUCAAAUUCCAAACAUGGCUUCUUUCAAGAUCCCCCUAUGUAUUGUCUUCGUGCUUUUAGUAUUCUCGUCUGCCCUAGACAUGUCCAUAAUCGACUACGGCGAUCGCCACAGCGCGUCCGGAGCCUCCCGCCUCCGUUCCGACGAGGAGGUGACGAGAAUCUACGAGUCGUGGCUCGUGAAACACCGCAAGAACUACAACGCCAUUGGAGAGAAGGAGAGGCGUUUCGAGGUUUUUAAGGAUAACUUGAUCUUCAUUGACGAGCAUAACUCGGUCGAGGGCCGGAGUUACAGAGUCGGGUUGAACCGGUUCGCGGAUCUUACCAACUAUGAGUACCGGACCAUGUUUGUCCGGGGAAGGAUGGAUAGGACGACCGGUCGGGCGAACCGCGCCGCCGUCGGGAGAAACAGAUAUGCUUUCUUGGACGGCGACGAGCUGCCGGGAUCUGUGGAUUGGAGACAAAACGGCGCCGUUACCCCGGUCAAGGAUCAAGGUCACUGCGGGAGCUGCUGGGCGUUUUCAACGGUGGGUGCUGUUGAGGGAAUAAACCAGAUUGUAACAGGCGAUUUAAUCUCAUUGUCUGAGCAAGAGUUGGUUGACUGUGACAAGACUUACAACAUGGGAUGCAAUGGCGGUCUCAUGGAUUAUGCCUAUGAUUUCAUCGUCAAAAAUGGUGGCAUUGACUCUGAAGAAGACUACCCUUAUAAAGCACGUGAGGGUACAUGUGAUCCAUCUAGGGAAAGUGCACACGUUGUUUCCAUUGAUGGGUACGAGGAUGUUCCUGAAAAUGAUGAAAAAUCGCUGAUGAAGGCUGUAGCACAUCAACCUGUUAGUGUUGCAGUUGAAGCUGGUGGAAGGGCAUUCCAGUUAUAUGAAUCGGGUGUUUUUACCGGGAUAUGUGGUACAGAACUAGAUCAUGGCGUGGUUGUGGUUGGAUAUGGGACAGAAAAUGGACAUGAUUAUUGGAUAGUGAAGAAUUCAUGGGGACCAAAUUGGGGUGAACAUGGAUACAUCAGACUGGAGCGAAACUUGAACCACACUGCCACUGGCAAAUGUGGCAUAGCCAUGGAGGCAUCUUAUCCUCUCAAGAAUGGCCCCAACCCUCCUCCGAAACCUGAUCACGGUCCGCCGCCGCCCGAGCAACCUCCCGCCGUCUGUGACGGCUACUACAGCUGCACGGCCGGCAGCACGUGCUGCUGUAUAUUCAAGUACGGUAGUUACUGCUUGGGCUGGGGAUGCUGCCCGCUCGAGUCCGCCACUUGCUGUGAUGAUAACUACAGCUGCUGCCCGAAAGACUUCCCUGUGUGUGAUGUAGCCGAGGGCACUUGCCGCAUGAGUGAGGGGAGCCCGAUGAAGGUAAGAGCAUACAGGAGAAGACCUGCCAUACCAAAAUCACCGAUUUGGACAGAGAUGCUCAAGUACUUUUAAAGAGAUAUAUCACAUAAACGUUUGAUAAAAAAUGUAAAUAUAGUUUUAUUAGUUAGAUUUUCUUUAAUUUGUGCUUACAAGUUCGAUAUGAACUGAAGGCCUAUAGCUUUACUUGGAUUUAUUUUCAUUAAACUUCAAUUUAUAGUGGCAUUAUAUUAUUGACAUGCUCU
Messenger RNA from Cuscuta europaea, 1735 nucleotides. NCBI's taxonomy places the organism in Eukaryota, Viridiplantae, Streptophyta, Magnoliopsida, Solanales, Convolvulaceae. The record is from the annotation of a GenBank genome assembly.